Molecule: messenger RNA, 3252 nt
Organism: Bombina bombina (fire-bellied toad)
Lineage: Eukaryota; Metazoa; Chordata; Amphibia; Anura; Bombinatoridae
Gene: RSBN1
Product: round spermatid basic protein 1
Exons: 7
Coding region: 1-2046 (681 amino acids)
Cellular component (GO): nucleus
Source: RefSeq, a predicted model, not a curated record
AUGGCCGCGCAGCUGGGUACGUUCGAGGAGGAAAGGGACAAAGCCAAGGGAGGGCGUAAGAAGAAGCGGAGAGAUAGUUCGCCUUCAUCUGAGAGGAAGAGAAGGAAGAAAGGGGAAGGGGGUGAUCGAGGGGAUGAAGAAGGGAAUAAAGAGUCAAAGAGGAGGAAGCUUGGCAAUGACACCCAUCACAGCUGUCACCAUCACCACCAUCAUCAUCACCACCGACAUCAUCACCACCACCAUGGCAAGGACGAGCUGCUCCUGCGGCCUCCUCCGCCCCCAGCAAUGUCCCAGAAGGUGGCACCUAUUAGUCAAGCCUUGUUUACCUUGUCCCAGCUGGAAAGGCCGAGGGAGAAGAGCAAGAGGAAGCACAGGGUGAAGGAGGAGAAUGGAGGGAGCCCUCUGAGAACUAUCAAGAAGGAAAUUCCAGACGAGAACGGCAAAUCAAAGCAAGUGGAUGAGGAUAAUGCUUCUUUCAUCAAGAAGAAAAAGAAAAAAAAGAAACACAGAGAGGAUAUGAGAGGCAGACGCCUGAAGAUGUACAAUAAGGAGGUGCAAACUCUUUGUGCUGGCUUGACCCGCAUAAACCAGGAAGCCCUGGACCAAGAGGAUACUAGUGUAGAAAUGAGCAAGGAGUCGUGCAGGUACCUGCAGGAUGAGCAGCUAUGUCGGUCUGAUUUAGGUACCCAAGAGUACAGAGUUCCACAGGAAGUCCAGAUGCCUUUUGCAUCUCACCAGGAGCACUGCAUCCGUACCAGCACCUUAAACACGGGGUCAAAAUUCUGCAGGCUAAUGCACGAAGAGAUUCAGUCAAAUGGAGGAGCGCCCGUUUUACAUGCCUACAUGGACGAACUCUCCUUUUUGUCUCCCAUGGAGAUGGAGAGGUUUGCGGAGGAAUUCCUCACAAGGACCUUUAGCGAGAAUGAUAAGAAUGCAGCUUGUUAUGCCCUGGCUAUCGUGCAUGGGGCAGCAGCCUACCUACCAGACUUCCUGGACUACUUUGCUUUUAAUUUUCCCAACACCCCAGUCAAAAUGGAGAUCCUGGGCAAGAAAGAUAUUGAGACAACAACCAUUGCUAACUUCCAUACGCAGGUCAGCAGGACGUAUUGUUGUGGCACUUAUAGAGCUGGACCUAUGCGUCAGAUUAGCUUGGUGGGAGCUGUGGAUGAGGAGGUUGGGGACUUUUUUCCUGAAUUUUUGGACAUGCUGGAAGAAUCUCCAUUUUUGAAGAUGACCUUACCUUGGGGGACCAUGUCUACGCUGCGUCUCCAGUGCAGGUCACAAAGUGAUGAUGGUCCAAUCAUGUGGGUGAGACCAGGAGAACAAAUGAUUCCUACAGCAGACAUGCCAAAGUCUCCAUUCAAACGACGAAGAUCUAUGAAUGAAAUAAAAAAUUUGCAAUAUCUGCCUCGUACCAGCGAACCCAGAGAAUUGCUCUUUGAGGACCGGACUAGAGCACAUGCGGAUCAUGUUGGUCAAGGCUUUGACUGGGAGAGCACUGCUGCUGUUGGUGUGCUGAAAGCUGUUCAAUUUGGAGAAUGGAGUGACCAACCUCGCAUAACCAAAGAUGUGAUUUGCUUUCAUGCAGAAGACUUUACCCAUGUUGUACAGCGCCUGCAGUUGGAUCUCCAUGAGCCUCCAGUAUCACAGUGUGUUCAGUGGGUGGAUGAAGCCAAGCUCAACCAAAUGCGGCGAGAAGGGAUCCGAUAUGCACGCAUUCAGCUUUGUGACAAUGACAUCUAUUUCAUCCCUCGCAAUGUAAUUCACCAGUUCAAGACUGUAUCUGCUGUAUGCAGUUUGGCAUGGCACAUACGACUCAAGCAAUACGGUAGCAACAAAGGGGAAACACAGGCUACAGAGACAGACCACUUCACUGGCACCCCAUCUGUAGAACCAGCCACGGAUCCGCCAACAGUAAAAACUGAGCCAGAGGACACUCCACUUUCCACAACAGAUGGACCUUCCAUAACACCAUUUGUUCAGUCCCAGAGGCUGGAAAGCCAGUCACAGCAGACACAAACAAAUCCCCAUCAUGCAUCAGUGUGACUUGUAGAUCAUACAGAAGAUCUUUCAUUUUAUUUCCAUUUUUUUUAAUUAAAAACAAAACAAACAAAAAAAAACACAUUUUGUGAAGUUAUAGUUUUAUAACUGGCUGAAUUCUUAUUCAAAAUUGUCUAAUAUUUUAUUAGUCUAUCGAGGUCUCCCUUUGCCCAUGUGCAGCAAGAGUCACCAGCCACAUAAUGCUUUACAUAUACUGCUAGCUAGAAAGAAAAGUUAUUAGUGAAGGGCACUGUUUUGUUUUUGUUUUGGGGUUUUCUUUUGUUUUGUUUUUUUAAAACAUCCAUUUGUAUCAAUCUUAUACGAGUUCUUGUAGCUAAACUUAAAAAGCACUUUUAUUACACUGUCUUUUGUAAAAGUGUAACAUUGGCAUUGUUAAAAUCAAAUGAUGGGCUAUAUAGUCCAGUUCUUGCUACGACAAAAUGUACAAGAAGCCGAUUGGCAUAUCCAUAGUACAUUAACUACUAACUGAUAUGCCUUUGCGAAAUGAUUGCUUUUAUGUUUUUUUAAUACUGCAAUUACAGUAGGCAUCAAACAUUUACCACAAAGGUGUAAAUACUGUUGGCUAUUAUGCUUAUGACAAAUAUAUUUGGUGCAUUAUAUUGUAAAUGUCUAUAUGUAAAUAUGUGGCGUUUUGUUUCAAUUUUUGUUUUUUGACAAGCGGUUUGGAUUAUGCAUUUGUCAAAUCUUGUUUUCUUUUGUAUGAGACCUUACAAAUCCGUAAGGUAUUCAAGUGCACUUUCUCAGUACUAAUAUUUACAAAAGUACAAAAUAGCAUAAAAUAUCAUGCAUUGUAAGUAUUAAUCAACUGUAAUAAAAUUAUCAACUUGACCAUGAGUGCAUACAGAGAGAGGCUCAGGCAUACAUUGUUUGCAGCAAAUACUUUUAAAAAAAAUAUAUAUAUAUUAGGGAUAUUAUGUAUAAUUUUAACUUCCGUGUCUGUUUAAUAUAAGUUCUAAUAUUCUAUUUUAAUUUAUUAAUUGGAAACAUGGUUUCAUCAUAUUUUGGCUUAUUGGAGUUUGAGCCAUACUUCUGAUGCUUUACCCAACCAAUUUGUUUGACAUUUAACAUUUUUACUCUUUGUAUAGACAUUUUAAUUUAUAGCAUUCUUUUUGUUUGCUUUUUUAAAGCUAUUCCUGUUUGCCAAUAAAUAAACAUGACAAACCUUAAUUAAAAAAUAAAUAAAUAUAUAUA